AUGACAAUUAAAGGUAUUGUUUCAGAUGUUAAAGAGAUUGUAAAAGUACUUAAAUGUAAAUGUAGUGAAGAGAGAAUAGAAUAUAUAGCACUGGGUGUGGAAAAAUAUAUAAAUGGGAUUUUAGAUGAAGCAGAAAAACAAGUUAAAGAUAAAAAUAGAGUUAUAGUGACUGAAAAUGAUAUUUAUGAUAUUUUAGAGGAGAGAAACGUUCCAUUCUUAGAAUUUCUUAAACCCAAAAAUAAUGAAUAA
Hepatospora eriocheir is the source of this 249-nucleotide messenger RNA. The record is from the annotation of a GenBank genome assembly. NCBI's taxonomy places the organism in Eukaryota, Fungi, Microsporidia, Hepatosporidae.